Molecule: messenger RNA, 789 nt
Organism: Aureobasidium vineae
Lineage: Eukaryota; Fungi; Ascomycota; Dothideomycetes; Dothideales; Saccotheciaceae
Source: the annotation of a GenBank genome assembly
AUGACGACAACAGAGCUACUGGCUCAUCCCAUAGUAAUUAGUCUUGCUGUCGUUCUUGUCGCAAGUGCUGCAAUGGGCUUGUUCUCGUCCAACAAGCAUUUCCCCAUUGAGGGAAGGACGGUACUGAUUACAGGAGGCUCGAGUGCCAUCAGCGCCGACUGCACCUCUCCCGAAGACAACACCCGCAUCCUCGCCGAAACCACUUCAUGGAACAACUCCCAAGCACCCGACAUCGUCUGGGCAAACGCCGGCUCAUCGUCCCCGGGCCUCUUCAUCGACACUUCCCUUGAAACACAUCGCUCCCAGAUGGACACAAACUACUGGGCCUCUUUCUACCUCGCCCACGCAACCCUGAAACUCUGGCUCGCACCACAGCAAAAGAAGGAACAUAACAAGACAAGACACUUCAUCAUCACAUCCAGCAGCGUCGCUUUCGUAGGCGUUGCAGGAUACUCACCAUAUGCUCCCGCCAAAGCCGCUCUCAAGUCUUUAGCCGACUCGCUGCGCAUGGAGUUGAAUCUCUACAACGGCAGCAUGAAGUCUUCUUUGCCUUCUCCUGCUGCCGCUACGCAAAUCCAUUUGGUCUGCCCUGGCACCAUCCUGACUCCUGGCUACGACGCAGAAAACGCUACCAAACAUCCUGUCACCAAGAUUCUGGAAUCUGGAGACCCGAAACAGACAGGAGACGAGGUGGCAGAUGCUGCAUUGAAGGGAUUGCAGAGAGAAAGCCCAGCACACGGAGAGGCCGGCGUGAGAAUAUAUCAACAACGAGUCUUCACCAAAUACAAA